Molecule: messenger RNA, 2694 nt
Organism: Fusarium vanettenii 77-13-4
Lineage: Eukaryota; Fungi; Ascomycota; Sordariomycetes; Hypocreales; Nectriaceae
Exons: 2
Coding region: 1-2694 (897 amino acids)
Cellular component (GO): nucleus
Molecular function (GO): RNA helicase activity; RNA binding; ATP binding
Source: RefSeq, a predicted model, not a curated record
AUGCCACGCCGCGGAGCUUCACCGACCCCUUCAGAGGGCGAGGUUGAUAUUCUGGGAUCCCUCUACCCCGGCGACGAAGACGGCGACAAUGGUACCAACGGCAACGACGCUGGCCUCGACCUUGAUUUUGACGGUCUCUUGAACGGCCCCGAUCCUGGCAAUGAUGACGGCGACGAGGCCUUUAUCGCCCUACAGCAGGCGGCUUCCUUUCGAAAAGCUUCCAAUCUCAAGGGAAGGACGGUGAAGAAGGGUGGAGGCUUUCAGGCGAUGGGCCUCAACAGCAAUCUUCUAAAGGCCAUUACACGAAAAGGAUUCUCGGUUCCGACCCCAAUUCAGCGAAAGUCAAUCCCCUUGAUCCUCGACAGGAAAGACCUGGUGGGCAUGGCGAGGACAGGUUCCGGAAAGACUGCCGCCUUUGUGAUACCCAUGAUCGAGCGAUUGCGCGCCCACAGCGCCAGAUUCGGAACACGAGCUCUUAUUCUCUCACCGUCUCGGGAACUUGCGAUCCAGACCUUGAAGGUUGUCAAGGAGUUUGGUCGUGGAACCGACUUGAAAAGUGUCUUGCUGGUCGGUGGUGACAGCCUGGAGGAGCAGUUUGGGUACAUGGCUGCCAAUCCUGACAUUGUGAUCGCUACACCUGGUCGAUUCCUUCACCUGAAAGUCGAGAUGUCACUGGAUCUCUCUUCGAUUCAAUAUGUCGUGUUCGAUGAAGCCGAUCGCCUAUUCGAGAUGGGUUUCGCUGCGCAGCUUACCGAGAUUCUCCACGCCCUGCCGCCUUCGAGACAAAGUCUACUAUUCUCAGCGACGCUACCCGCAUCUUUGGUUGAAUUUGCCCGCGCCGGUUUGCAGGACCCUAGCCUUGUGCGACUAGAUGCUGAGACUAAGGUCUCCCCUGACCUUGAAAGCGCCUUCUUCUCCGUCAAGGGUGCUGAAAAGGAGGGUUCUCUAUUGCACAUUCUUCACGAUGUGAUCAAGAUGCCGGUUGGACUUCCAGAGAGCGCAAAGGAGCAAUCUGAAAAGGGGUCCAAGAAGAGGAAGCGAGGGCCCGAAGGUGGCAGCGGCAAGCCAACAGAACAUUCGACAAUCAUUUUCACAGCGACCAAGCAUCACGUCGAGUAUCUGGCAAAUCUUCUCAUUGAGGCAGGCUUUGCGGUUUCCUACGUUUACGGAUCUCUCGACCAAGUUGCCAGACGUAUGCAGGUUGAAGACUUCCGACGAGGAAAGACAAAUAUCUUGGUUGUUACUGAUGUUGCGGCGCGUGGUAUUGAUAUUCCCGUGCUUGCCAACGUCAUCAACUUUGAUUUUCCCCCUCAGCCCAAGGUCUUUGUUCAUCGAGUUGGUCGAACUGCCCGAGCGGGUCAGCGUGGUUGGAGUUAUAGUCUCGUGAGAGAUACUGAUGCUCCCUACCUGUUGGAUCUGCAACUGUUCUUAGGCAAGAAGCUGGUCAUUGGUCAAGAGAACACGAGCCCGUCGUUUGCCGAUGAUGUGGUAGUGGGAGCAUUGAAGCGAGACUCGGUAGAGUCUCACGUGGAAUGGUUUAACAAGGUUCUCCACGACAACGAUGAUGUUUCUGCACUGCGAGGUGUUGCUGUAAAGGCAGAGAAGUUGUAUCUGAAGACAAGGAACUCGGCUGCCAGCCAAAGUGCGAAACGAGCAAGGGAGUUGGUCGGAUCCCAGGGAUGGACGCAGCUCCACCCUCUCUUUGGCGAGGAUGUGGACGGAGCAGAACAAGCGCGAGCCGAUAUGCUGGCAAGAAUCAGUGGUUUCAGACCCCAGGAGACAAUCUUCGAGGUUGGUCACCGCGACAAGUCAACAACGGAAGCUGCCCAGGUUAUGAAGCAGCUGCGCAAGAACAUUACACCCAGAAGGCGAGAGGAGAAGAAGGACGAGGAGGAGUUUGAUGGUCUGGACGAUGUACCAUCCGGCGCACAGAUGGAUGUCGACUCUGACGAAGAGGAAGAGGAAGAGGUUGAAAUGGAGGACGAUGAGGAGGAUUCCGAUGAUGAUUUGGAGGUGACUAUCUCCAACAAUAAUUCCAAGAAGGGACAGACGGAUUGGCGAGACUCGGAGGUCUUCAUGUCAUACACACCACGGACGUUCAACGCCGCCGAGGAGCGCGGAUACGGUGUCCAGUCUGGCGGCCAGGGCUCAAGCUUCAUUGAAGCAGCCCGCGACGUGACCAUGGACCUCACCAAUGAUGAGAGCGCCAAGGCGUUUGGAGCACCAACUCGGGCCAAGAUGAGAUGGGACACAAAGUCCAAGAAGUACGUGUCACGCGAAAACGACGACGACGGCUCCAAGGGCGCCAAGAUGAUCCGCGGCGAGAGCGGUGUCAAGAUCGCUGCCAGCUUCCAGAGCGGCCGCUUCGACAAGUGGAAGCGCGCCAACCGCAUGGGCAAGCUCCCGCACGUCGGCGAAGUCGAACGCACCGGCGGCAACACGGUCGCCCAGCUCCCCUCGGGUCCCCGGUACAAGCACAAGCAGGAGAAGGCACCCAAGGAGGCCGACAAGCACCGCGACGACUACCGUGUGCGCAAGAAGCGGGUCGACGAGGCGAGGGAGAAGCGCGUUGGAAGGUUCCGCGACGGUAUGGGCAGCAAGAAGGAGCUCAAGGGCCGCGACGACAUUCGCAAGGCGAGACAGGAGAAGGAGAGGAAGAGGGCCAAGAAUGCUCGGCCAACGAGGAGGAAGUAG